AUGCUUGUGCAUUCAUACUAGCGAUACUGACAAUAUGUAUAAUAAUAAGGCUACAGAUUGGUGAUGUUACGUCAAAAAGGUCAUUGAAUGAUUGCAAUAUUCAAAUAAGGAACACUUAUAGGAAAUUAGCGGCUACUGAAACAACACGAAGGACAUCACGGACAACGCUCCAGAUCGUGACUUCAAUACCCGAGUAUGACAAAGAGUUGUCUUUUAACAACUUUUCCUACCCGUUGGACGUAGAUAUGGUGAAAUUGAUACAGGACUUUAAACGUACUGGGAAGGUAAGGCAACGUGCUAUCAAUAACUUCACACAACGUUUCCUUCACAAUCCAGUCAACAGGUGUUACAAUACUGCAGGAGGGGAUAAUACUCAUACAGGUGACAUAUUUCUGCUGUUCGUUGUGAAAUCGAAGAAUGAUCACUUCGAUCAGAGGGAUGCGAUUCGAGAAACAUGGGGUAAUGAACUCUAUUUAAAGAAAUUUAUCAUAAAAACGGUAUUUAUAUUAGGAACUCCUGUGAAUGAAUCUCUGAAACCAACUUGGAGUGAAAUUAAAGAAUUUAAUGACAUUAUUUUAAUGGAUUUUCAUGAUACGUAUUUCAACAAUACAUUAAAAACAUCUACAUCGUUUAACUGGGUACCGGAAUUCUGUCCACAAGCCCAAUUUGUUGUUCUGGUUGACGAUGACAUCUACGUAUCAUUGGAAACACUGGUCAUGUACCUUGAUCGGUUACCGGAGGGUAAUAGAGUCAAUCUUUAUGCAGGCAGAGCAUUCCUAAAUGUCAAUCCUUACCGCAACACUACCAGUAAGUGGUAUGUCCCGGUAUCUGAGUAUCCAUGGAAUACCUAUCCACCUUUUGUUACGGCAGGAACAGUGAUAAUGACCAUGGACUUUGUGUCAGACGUGCGGAUAGCCAUGCGUUAUACCAAACCGUUUCGUCUGGAUGAUAUCUACGUAGCCCUCAUAGCUCACAGUCUAGGUGUUGUCCCUCUUACCGUCAAUACUACAUAUGGACAUCCUGUCAUGUGGUGGCACAGAGAAUUCAAAGAUGUGAUAUCAACACAUGGAUAUACACCUAAGCAAUUAAGAUUUGCAUGGACAAAACGCAAAUCGAUGAAGAUUACUCGCCAUUCGGUCGACAGACAAUAAACACUGACGUCAAGAGUAAUGCCAGGUGUUCAUUGCAAUCAAUCAAAUCCACCAAUCUAUCGACAUCGCUCGUCAAAUGGUGAAAUCAUCAUUUGACAGAUUUCAAGUCACCUUCGUGGUAAGUUCAGCGGAACAUUAUGACCAUAAGUUUGUCAAGAUUUCAAUAGAUCUAGCUGUUAAAUUGAUCUUUUUUGUUUGUCAACUAGCAAAACUUACACACAUUCGACAAAUGACACUAGUCCCACGACUUGCAUGUUUACCGGUAGAUAAGCGGGAGAAGUUUUUGGAAGAGGAUUGAUCUGUUGGAAAAUAAUACAGGCACACGCAUGGUCUGUCGCCCAAUAAUCCAUGGUUAUCAACCGAUGAAAAGUUUUGUUUAAUCGCACGCGUGGUAGCCUGAUAACUAAAGUCAAACUCGAUACACUGUUUGUGAUAUAAUCCCGCAAUAAUAUUGAUAUGAGUAGCAUGUGUUUCAUUCAGGAUAUAGGUGAUCAAUAGCCAACAAGCGAAGGGCCAAAUGUGUGCAGACAUAACAAAAACAAGCUAAGCUGUGUCCAAUUGUUCACCGUAGUUAUCAUUUUUCAAAGCAGCUGCUUUAUGCAAGAUUUUUGUUGGCCAUCUAGAUUUGUUUAUAGACGGCCCUCACGUAUAAAUAUCAUUAUCAACUAUAUAUAGUACUUAAAAUCACCUACCGGUAGCAUGAUAAGUUCAUUAUCAUGGGUUGUCAGUAUGAGAACACUGAAGACGAAGUUAAGACCGAUUUGAAAACAACUUGAGAACAACUUGAGAACGGAUUUUCCUUAUUUCUGGCAAUCGGGAACGGAUUUUCUCAAAAAAAGAACGCCUGCUCGUGCCAGGUGACGUUCUAAACCGGAAGUGAUAUCCACACAAAAAGUGAUCAGCGUAUAUCAAUUUAAAGUUACGAAAAAAUAUUUUGAUGUUCAUAACAUCAUUUCAGGCGAAACAGUGCAUAUGAAAAAGCCAAUGACGAUAGGAUUGUUUUAAAGUUAUUUUUUCUACAUAGUUUUAAGGUUCAU
Mizuhopecten yessoensis (Yesso scallop) is the source of this 2188-nucleotide messenger RNA. Its product is annotated as beta-1,3-galactosyltransferase 1-like. The transcript is spliced from 2 exons. Gene Ontology annotation, molecular function: hexosyltransferase activity; UDP-glycosyltransferase activity. Bases 246 to 1151 code for a protein of 301 amino acids. The record is from RefSeq and is a predicted model, not a curated record. Gene Ontology annotation, cellular component: membrane. Lineage: Eukaryota; Metazoa; Mollusca; Bivalvia; Pectinida; Pectinidae.